Mya arenaria is the source of this 3333-nucleotide messenger RNA. RefSeq lists its product as uncharacterized. The transcript is spliced from 4 exons. The record is from RefSeq and is a predicted model, not a curated record. Bases 1214 to 2347 code for a protein of 377 amino acids. Lineage: Eukaryota; Metazoa; Mollusca; Bivalvia; Myida; Myidae.
AUUAAACUCCAUUCUUGAUCAUUUAAGGUUUAUACGAUCAACUAUUUGAAUAGCUCAUCUAUUUUGAAUAUUAAUUAAUACGUGGUUUAUCCAUUAUCGUCAUAUUAUGGCCUAUCACAGGAAAUAUAAUCAGUAUGUUCUUUUGAUGAGAGGAUGUAAACAACACAGAGGAUAGAGUUUCGAAAGAGUAACCUUAAUCUGAUUGAUAACCGGGGUACAAACAAAUAUAAACUGCCAUUAAAAUUAUGAAUAAAAUGUGCUGGAAUUUAAGUGGUCGGAUAAGGAUAAGUAAAUAUUAAGUUACUCAAAAUAGAUUCGUAAGGUUGUGCAAAAACUGUUCACAUGAAUAGCGGAGCAUAUGUCGGUGAAAAUAUCAAAUAGGCUGACAAAGACAUAAUUGUUAUAAACAGCGGAUAAAUUCAAAAUAGCUUAUGAUUGGGAAACUACAAAAGAGCAAAGGAAUAUCUGAAGAGAAUAUUUUAAACACGGAUAUCUAUAAAAAAGAGAGAGAGAGAGAGAGAGAUCUAUAUCAGUGUUACUGUCAUACAAUAAAUGGUAAUUCAUUGGAAUAACCGAAAGAAUAAUUAUAGCUUCAACCUUCGAAUUAAUGAGCAUUUAAUUUUGUGUGGGGGAAAACUGGAAUUCAAUAUAUAGGAGUCCAGUAUAAGAUUAAUUAUGAUUAUUGAGUCCUGAAUUGUUGGCAUUUAUGAUUACUUACUUCAAUGUAUCGGAACACAUGAGCGGUAGAAAAAUGAUUGGAGUACAAUAGGUACUAAAAACAGCUUAAUAUGGGAUGAAAGGGGAGUUUAAAAGACAAAAUAAAUAUUAGUAAAUAUUUGUAUGUGGUAAGACGGGUGAUUACUGUAAACGGAGGAAAACAACUGAAACCAGCCGGAUUAAAUCAAAGUAAAAGGCAAGUUGAAAGUAAGUUAGAUCUUUGUAUUAAAUAUUUGUUCCAUUGGACUAUGUGGUAACCUACGUCGAUCAAACCAGACUGCAAGUGGAAUAUUCUUGAAAGCUUAGAUACAUUUGAAGUAUAGAGAGUGUAGGUUAGUUGUCCCAUAUUUCGAAAGGUUUCUAUGUCAAGAGAACACAAAUAAAAUCUACUUUACUGUGUGGCGGGAACUGUCUUGGGUUCUAGAAGGUAUAUAUCAAGUACAGAUACGUGUUUAGUAUCAACUUGAACAGAGAACUAAAAGAGGAAAUAACCGCGAUGUGGCACGAUGAAUAUUUGGUUGGUGGAUCUCAAUCCAACGGCGAGGUUUUGCCCGAGGAGGCGGAGGAGUAUGUGGAAAAGGACGAUUCGAGGCCGUUCUUCCAAAGAAAACCUUACGAGGUCGGUAUCUACAUCAGCGUGUACGAUGCAAAGGCAACGGACACAAACGAAGUAGGUCUUGAGCACUACUUUCUUAUGCACACCACGGAACUUCUGUACGAGGAGUUUUGUAAGGUCGGCACCGUCAACAUUCGGGCUAGGUUUGAAGCAAAGAAAAUCCUAAAUGACAUGUACAUUGAGAGAUUUGAGACAGGUAUCGUAAUGGCAGUUGGAUUCGAAAUGGUGAAAGAACUCGAUGAUUUAUGGGAUUUUUACAGACAGGAGAAACUAACACCACUUAUACACGAGGUAUUGAUUACGUCAUCAGCUCUUAAAGCGGCUGAAGUCAAAUCCGUCCGACUGGUGACCAAGCUGUGGGAAGACGAAUAUGAGGUUUGCAAGGAGGAGUUGGAGCACAAAACAAACAGGAGGGUGGAUAUUGUUGACAGACCAUACGAUAUAAAACUUGUCAGAAGACUGAAAAAAUAUCAAGAUGUUCUUGCAAGGGAGCUUUCCAAGAUGCGAGACUUGGACAACGAGAUGGAACUUAACCGUGACCAGUUUAUGAACUGCGUGCGCAACACAUUGUCUAACACACAAAACUCCAUCAAAACACUACAACAAUACAAAGACAUUGCAGCAUCACCUAAGGCAAGAAAAAUGUUUCACAAGGACCUGUUGGACUUGUACUUUACUAUUAUUGAAAAGUGGAGAAUGUAUUACAAAAUAUUUGAGGUAGAAAUCGUCACACCUUUGUUGCAAAUCCAUACAAUUUGCGAAAAUGAAAAGCAAACAGAAAUCAGGAGGAAAAUCAUCGCAAUGGUACGAGAAAUGCAACAGAUGCUUGAACCGAAUUAUGACCUUCAGACAGUUUCUCAUCCAGAGAUGGCAAAGAAGAUUAUACGACGAGAGGUCCCAGUGUUCUUGGGCCUGCUAAGUCUUGUUCCGAUGGGGGUGGACCGGGUUGCAGAUAUUGAUAUCAUGAUUGAUGAAUAUUCAAGGGAGUUUAGGAUGGACUUUAUUAAGGAGUAGAGUACCUGUUCAAGGUGAUUGUUAAAUUCAAAAUAUAAUUAAUCUACAAAUGACCUUUUACAAAUCAUGCAUUUGAUUUAGCAUUUUAAAGUGUAUUUAUUGACCUUUAUGUACUUUUUCAAGACUUGUUUAAUACAUGUUAAGGAGUAAAGUACCGGUUCAAUGUGUUUUAUUCAAGAUAGAAUUUGUUCACAAAUGGCUUUUAACAAACUAUGCAUUUGAUUUAGCAUUAUAUAGUUUGACCGUUUUUACUUUUCAAGGCUUGUUGCAAACAUGUAUUAAAGUAUAUCUAUUACGUAAUUGACCUCGUUUAAGAUUAACCAGUUGAAUCAUAUCCACUGCAUCCUCGUUUAAUGUGUUUGCUAAGCCAAUCUUGGUUACUACUAUAACAUUUAAUGGUUACAUUACAAAGGGAAUGCCCCUUAUCAAUUCUAUAAACUCGACUUAGAAAAGAUGUGGAAUAAGUCUUAUUGGGACCAGGUGUUCAAUAUGUUAAUAGCGGUACACAUACUGUCUUGCAAAAUAGCAAGCGUUCAAAGAGACACGGAAGAGUGUCCGCCUGCAAAACGAUCGUCGACGGAUGAACCAAGCAAUAUGUGCAGAUCGUUACAUUGCUUCCUACGGAAAUAACGCACGCUGAACGAUUAGGUCGCUUCGGCAGUGUAACCAAGUAUUCGAUUUGUUUAUGGCGGCAGUUAAUUUGGCUGGCAAUAUAGCUAGCUUUUAAAGCGACGCGGUAGUGUCCACUCGCAGAGCGGGACCUCGUGGUUUCAAUGUCCGAAAGUUGCAUAUAUAAAUAAGUGUACUACGUUACAUAAUGAUUAGACGGUUACAUGGAUGUACCAUUUUGAUUGGGAACUAAUCCAAAAUCAUUAAUUUGUUAAACUUCAACUGCUCAUACAAUCUGUUCCAUUUCUAUUAUCAACCCUGUGUUUGAAUAGGCGUCCGGUAUUGUCUGUUAUAGGGUGCAUUGACAUCAGUUGUGU